GCACACGCACCAUGCCCACGUCGGCCUGGGACGAGCGUCGCCGCAGCGCCGCUGCCGAGCGCCGCGCCGCCCGUGCCGAGCAGCGCCAGCACGCCGGCAGCAGCCGCAGCGGCGCCGGCAGCAGCCGCAGCGCACUGCCGCCGGACCUCACCGCACGCGCCCUCCUCGGCGGCGUCGCCGUCGGCACGCUGCUCGCCUUCACAAAUCUCUACUUCGGCCUGCAGUCAUCGUGGAUCACCAUGGCGUCGCUGCAGGCUGCACUCGUCGGGUACGGCCUCGUGCGCAUCGUGCCGCCGCUGCCGGCGCCCCUGGCGCGCUACUUUGUGCGCCGCGGCCAGACGGCGCAGCUCUCGCCGCAGGAGAACGCCGUGCUGCAGGCGACGGCCGUGAGCCUGGGCAGCAUGCCGCUCGCCGCCGGCCUCAUCGGCAUCAUUCCCGCCCUCUCGCUGCUCGAGCCGGCGCGCGACGGCGCCGUGCCGCUGCGCCUCGACACGCCGCACCUGCUCAUGUGGAGUGCCAGCAUGGCCUUCUUCGGCGUCUGCUUUGCUGCGCCACUGCGAGUGCCCUUCAUCCUGCGCGAGGCGUUGCGCUUCCCAUCGGGGACAGCGACGGCGCAGCUCAUUGCUGUGCUGCACCGCGUGCCUCUGCGCCGUGCUGCACCCGUCGCCGCAGCAGAAGACGAGCGAGGGUCUGCCACGCCGGCUCGCGGCAGCGGCGAGCAUGAGCGCAUGCUCGACUGGGACGAGCGGCCGUCGGAGCAGGAGACACAGGCGCUGGAACAGGCACGUGCCGAUGAGCAGCGCCAGGCCGACGACGAUGAGGCGGAGGGCGAGCGGCAGCAGAAGGAGCUGCAGGAUGGCUGGAAGCCGCUUGGGUGGAGCUUCGCUGCUAGUGCUGCUGUCACGCUGGCGGCGUACUGGCUGCCAGUCAUCUUUGCCAUCCCUGUCUUUGACGUGCUCGUGCCGGCGCAUAACCUAGCUCGCACCUGGGGUUGGUGGCUCACGCCAUCGCUGUCCUAUGUUGGACAAGGUGUAAUCAUGGGCUUGCCGACCACGGCGUCCAUGUUCGCCGGUGCACUCGUUGGCUGGGCAAUUCUGAGCCCGCUGGCCACACAUCGAGGCUGGACUGACGGUCUACCAAUGGACGCAGACGUUGGAGGCCGCGCGUGGAUCCUCUGGGUGUGCCUGGCCAUCAUGACGUCCGAGUCUCUCGUCGGGCUGCUCGUGCUUGCUCUGCCCACGCCGAAGGGCUCCAGAAGCCAAUCGCGCGGCGCCGGCAGCGCCGAGGAGGAGGACGAGCCGCCAGAGCGGCAGACGCCCACGACCUGGGUGCUCAUUGGCCUGGCGCUCUCCACGGCACUCGCUGUCGCCUUCCUCGUGCUGCUGUUCGGCGCGCAGGGCGUGCGCGUCUGGACCGUCGUCGCUGGCAUUGCCAUCGCAAGCGUGCUCUCCGUGCUCGCCUGCCGCUCUCUCGGCGCCACGGAUCUCAACCCGGUCAAUGCGCUCGGCAAGCUCAGCCAGCUAGUCUUCGCCCUGCUCUCGCCCGGCAACAUCCUCGCCAACCUCGUCGGCGGCGCCCUGUCCGAGGCCGGUGCGAUGCAGGCCGGCGAGCUGAUGCAGGACUACAAGACCGGCCAUUUGCUGCAUGCCUCGCCGCGCGCACAGUUCAUCGGGCAGCUCGUUGGCAGCAGUGCAGGCGUGGUCAUCUCGACUCUGGCAUACAAGCUCUACGAGCGCACGUAUGUCAUCCCAGGUCCAGACAUGCCCGCGCCGGCCGCGCGUCUCUGGCUCAACUUUGCGCGCCUCGUCAACGCCGGCGCCCUGCCGCGCAACGUCUCGGGCUUCAUGAUCGUCGCCGCGGCGCUCUUCGCCGUCAUGGGCGCGCUCAAGGCACUGGCUGCCCGGCGCGCUGCCGCUCGGCUCAGCUCGCGGAACACGGUGCAACGAGUGGCACGCUGGGAGCGCCUGGCGCCGCUGUUGCCCAACGGCAUUGCCUUUGCCGUCGGCCUCGGCCUGAACACUCCCAACUACAGCAUCGCCCGCCUCGCCGGCGGCCUGCUCGCGCAGCACUACAUCUCGCGCAACGCCAAGCACUCGGGCGCGAGGCAGAGCAGUGGCGGGCCCGGAGGCGUCUCACCGCUGCCGCCCGUCGGGCUGCUCGUGCUCAGCGCCGGCUUUGUGCUGGGCGAGGGCUUUGCGUCCAUCGUGGCGCUGCUGCUGCGGGAAGCGGGCGUGCAGCCCCUCUCGUGCUGGGGCUGCCGCGGCGGCUGCGCCGGUGGCUGCUCGUGAUGGAUCUCUAGAAUGACAACGCCACGCUGCGCUUUCAUCAG
Tilletiopsis washingtonensis is the source of this 2329-nucleotide messenger RNA. Its product is annotated as OPT superfamily oligopeptide transporter. The record is from RefSeq and is a predicted model, not a curated record. NCBI's taxonomy places the organism in Eukaryota, Fungi, Basidiomycota, Exobasidiomycetes, Entylomatales. The coding region runs from base 12 to 2288 and encodes 758 amino acids. Gene Ontology annotation, cellular component: fungal-type vacuole membrane. The transcript has 9 exons. Gene Ontology annotation, molecular function: oligopeptide transmembrane transporter activity.